AUGUCUACUACAAAGAGCGCCAGCAUCGACGCCGUGCGUGAUCGCUUCCGUCAAUUUUGGUCCCGAAACAGCAACACGAUACCUCGCUACAGAGACUCUCCCGAGGAAGCAGACACCGCAAGUGAAGGCGGAAUCGAAGUCCCGCCAACACCAGCUGAGAGUUUUACUUCCGAAGAUGGAUUACUCCCUCCUGCCUACAUGAUACCGAAACCAUGGACACGGAAACGUUCCUUCAUCAUGUGCGGCGCUGUUUGGUUAGCCAUGCUCUUGAUAUUUGUCCUUCUGAACCUGGUACUAUUCGUAGCCCGCGAGGUCUGGGAUACGGCAUCCGGGCAGUUUGAAAGCGCGAGCAUCGUUGAGCCGAUUCCAUGCCACUCUCAUAAUGACUACUGGAGAAAAAGACCCAUCUAUGACGCUCUCCAGGCAGGAUGCAUUGGCAUUGAGGCAGACGUGUGGCUCAUGGACACCGAGUUAUUCGUUGGCCACAACAAGUGGUCUCUGCGUCAGAAGAACACCUUCACGAGUCUCUACAUAGACCCCCUCGUUCGUCUGCUUGAGGAACGGAACGCGGACCUCGGAAACAUCACACAGGAAUCGCCUCGGGGCAUUUAUGAGGCAAGCCCGGAUCAAACCAUGGUUCUCUUGGUGGAUUUGAAGACGAGCGGCCCGGAGACGUGGCCGGAGGUGGUCCGUCAGUUGGAGCCCUUGCGAGAGCGAGGCUGGCUGAGCAAAGUCAUCGAUGGCAAAGUCCACUAUGGGCCCAUCACCGUCGUCGGGACAGGCAACACUCCUUUCGGUAUGGUCGUCGAAAACACGACCUACAGGGACACGUUCUUCGACGCUCCCCUCCUGAACCUAGACCGUCACAACUUCGAUCUUACCAACUCCUUCUACACGAGCGUAUCGUUCAAGAAGGCGCUCGGCACCGUUUGGUUUGGUGACCUAUCAAAGGGCCAAAUGGGGAAACUGAGAGCGCAAAUCAAAGAAGCCCAUUCUCGCGGCUUAAUGGUCCGGUACUGGGAUCUCCCAGCAUGGCCAAUCAGUAUCAGAAACCACGUAUGGGAUGUGCUUGUUCAAGAGGGCGUUGAUAUCCUAAAUGUGGACGAUCUGAAAGGCGCCAGGAGAGAGUGGGAUCUCAAGGGGUGGAAACGGCUAACCGGCAACUCCACGAUACCAGCCUAA
This is a messenger RNA of Colletotrichum abscissum, 1182 nucleotides long. RefSeq lists its product as uncharacterized. Gene Ontology annotation, biological process: lipid metabolic process. The coding region runs from base 1 to 1182 and encodes 393 amino acids. NCBI's taxonomy places the organism in Eukaryota, Fungi, Ascomycota, Sordariomycetes, Glomerellales, Glomerellaceae. The record is from RefSeq and is a predicted model, not a curated record. Gene Ontology annotation, molecular function: phosphoric diester hydrolase activity. The transcript is spliced from 2 exons.